CAAACAAAAAUUCCGCCAAACUUUUGCUUCGCUUUGUCGCUAGCUACCAAACUAGCACGCAUUUUGAAUUAAGUCGGAUCUAAAUUCAAUUAAUAAACCUUAACAAAACUUCGGUUUGAGUUAACAUCAUAAUUAUUGUACAAAAAGUGAUCAUCCCAGUGGUAGUGAUUUGCUGUGAUCGUGUUUCAUGUUUAUCCAGGAAUAGAAAUCCGACACGGAAACAUUACGUCGUCACCGAACUAAACCAUCCAAAAUGUCGAAGGACAUCCGUUCGUUCUUCUCGAUGGGGUCGAAGGCGAAGAAACCCGACCCACCGAAGGAAUCGUCGUCCUCUUCCGGUUCGAGCAAGCGGAAGGUCAUCGUGGACAGCGAUGAGGAACCGGAAGAUCGCAACAAGAAAUCAGUUCCCACGCCCGAGAGGUCCAGUUCCCACAACAAGAAACGCCGGGUAAUCGACUCCGAUGAUGAGGAUAGCAAAAAGAGCCCGGCAAAGAAGAAAAGUAGUAGUUCAUCAUCCUCAUCUAAGCCGGAUUUGACCAAGUUGAAACCGGUCGAUGCGGCGGACUUUUUCAGUUCUGCGCCGGUCAAAAGGAAAGAAGUCCCGAAACCAACCAAGAAAGCCAUCAAGGAAGAAAUCGAAAUCCACUCUGAUGAAGAGUUCGAGAAAACGUUGCUCGGGUUGGAGGAAGUGAUACCGGAAACGCCGGAACCGGUCAAGAAGAAGGUGGUAAAGGAAAGCCCUGCCAAGAAGAAAGAUGAUAGUUCUAGUAAAAAGUUGGACAAGGAGAGUCCGGCGAAGAAGAAGGAGGAGAGCUCCGUUAAGAAGUUGGAUAAGGAAAGUCCCGCGAAGAAAAAGGAAACUAAUGGUCAUGGACACCAUGAGGACAAACAAAAAGACGAAAAGAAAAAAACGCCCACGCCGGAGAAGAAGAAGAAAGAGAAACCGGUGGUCGUGAAAACCGAAAGCACCAGUGAUGGAGGAACAACACCAAAGAGCUCGAAGAAAUCCGCCAAUGAGUCCAUCCUAACGGAUGAGGAACGGUACGAGAGGAAGCGCAUGUCCGCGGCGCUGUAUCAGAAGUUUAAGAACCGGCAAGGGCCGGCCAAUCCGGGCAGCAAGGAGAUACCCAAGGGAAAACCCGAUUGCCUGGCGGGGCUGCAGUUUGUGGUGACCGGAGUGCUGGAAUCGAUGGAGCGGGACGAGUGUGCUCAGGUCAUCAAGGAUUUCGGCGGCAAGGUGGUCGGUUCCGUGUCGAAGAAGUUGACCCACAUGGUAGUCGGCGAGGAUGCUGGACCGUCCAAGCUGGCAAAGGCAGACGAGCUUGGAAUUCCACAGAUUUCCGAAGACGAUCUGUUGGAUUUGAUCCGGGAAAAGUCAGGACUUCCCAAGAAGGGCAGUGGCUCAAGCGGUGCCAAAGAGGAGAAAGUUAAACCUAAAGAGGAGAAGUCGCCUUCUAAAGAGAAGAAACGUAAAACAACUGAACAUGAUUCGGAAGCCCGGAAAAAGAAAACGACACCCGAAAACAAGCGAACUCCGGAUAAGAAGCACUCCGAAUUUAGCUCUCCAGUAGCGAAGCUGCCGAAAAUCCCAAAGAUCGAAAAACGUUCCCCCGAGGCAAAGCCCGUCAAAAUCGAGAAGAGUUCGCCUGUCAAAAAAUCACCGAUAAAGUCGGAACCAAUAGCUCCCAUCAAACGAGAAGUUACCUCCUACCAGAAGGACAUCAACAGCACCGAAAACAUGGCCUGGGUCGACAAGUAUAAGCCGACAUCCGUUAAGCAGAUCAUUGGCCAAAGUGGCCCGGCCAGCAACGUCCACAAGCUCAUGAACUGGCUUUCCAAGUGGCAUUCGAAUCACGAUGGCAAAAAGAAGCUCGUCCGACCGAGUCCUUGGGCCAAAAAUGACGACGGUGCGUACUUCAAGGCCGCCCUUCUGUCCGGUCCCCCUGGAGUGGGUAAAACCACUACAGCUACCUUGGUUUGCAAGGAACUGGGAUUCGAUGCGGUCGAGUUCAAUGCAUCCGACACCCGUAGCAAGAAGCUCCUGAAAGAAGAGGUCUCCGAGCUCCUGAACAACAAAUCCCUGUUCGGAUAUUUUACCGAGGGAGGCAAGGGCGACAAAGUUAGCAAGAAGCACGUUCUCAUCAUGGACGAGGUGGACGGAAUGGCCGGAAACGAGGAUCGCGGCGGGAUCCAGGAGUUGAUUGGCCUCAUCAAGGACAGUCAUGUGCCGAUUAUUUGCAUGUGCAACGACCGAAACCAUCAGAAGAUGCGGUCGCUGGUGAACUAUUGUUUCGAUUUGCGGUUCAAUAAGCCGCGUGUUGAGCAGAUUAAGGGUGCCAUGAUGUCCGUUUGUUUCAAAGAGGGCCUUAAACUUGCCCCAGGUGCCCUCGAGGAGAUCAUCUCUGGGACAGGAGGAGACGUUCGGCAGACGCUCAAUCAUCUGGCUCUGUACAGCGCCGGAAAGUCCAUUGGCGCAGGCAGCCUCAGCGUCGACCAAGCCAAGAAGGAAGCGGAAACUGCUCGUAAGGAUGUCAAGAUGGGCCCAUGGGACGUGGUCCGCAAGGUUUUCUCCGCAGAGGAACACAAAACCAUGUCCAUCCAUGACAAAUCGGAUCUGUUCUUCCACGAUUACAGUUUAGCACCUUUGUUCGUUCAGGAGAACUAUUUGAAGGUGGCGCCUCGAGUACCUAAAUCCCAACUAAUGGAUCAGGUCGCCCUCGCAGCGGACAGUUUGAGUCGGGGGGACAUGGUUGACCGGCGAAUCCGAUCCAGCAUGGCAUGGUCGCUCCUCCCUUUGCAGGCCAUGUACAGCUCGGUUCUUCCCGGUGAAUACAUGGAGGGUAACUUCACCGGCCAAAUCAAUUUCCCCGGAUGGUUGGGCAAGAACUCCAAAGCCUCGAAACGGAAACGCUUGGCCCAGGAGAUUCAUGAUCACACCCGGAUCAGCACAUCCGGUUCGCGUCUCUCAGUUCGGUUAGACUACGCUCCGUUCCUGGUGGAUGCAAUUGUGCGGCCUUUGAAGGAAGAAGGCUCCGAAGGGGUCCCUCAAGCACUCGACGUCAUUAAGGAAUAUCGCCUGCUCAGAGAAGACUUGGAAUCGCUGGUCGAGCUAACCUCGUGGCCCAAACAGAAAAAUCCCAUGGAUUCGGUGGACGGAAAGGUGAAAGCUGCCCUAACGAGAGCCUACAAUAAGGAAAUCGCUCCAUACUCUUACUCGGCGGUCAACGCGGUGAAGAAGAAACGAGCCGAAGCUGCCGACGAAACGAGCGAACUGUACGGAGAGGAAGGGGAAGAGAACGCCGCGGCAGUCUCCGACGAGGAGAAAGAGGACGACGAUCUGGAGAACAAUGCAUUCAUAAAGGUAAAGAAGAAGCCGGCAACGAAGGGAGCUGGCGAAGGAGCGUCUGCUAAGGCGACUAAAGCAAGCAGUUCGAAGGGUAAAGCUAGUACUUCCGGAAAAGGUAAGAAAAAAUAGCGAUUUGGAGCGAGAUUUUUCAGGUAUACCCUACAUGUUAAUGUUAUAUGAAUCUGAAUAAAUUUAGGUUUUCUGUAUUAACUCGAA
Aedes aegypti (yellow fever mosquito) is the source of this 3562-nucleotide messenger RNA. RefSeq names its product replication factor C subunit 1 (gene Gnf1). Gene Ontology annotation, cellular component: DNA replication factor C complex; nucleus. The record is from RefSeq and is a predicted model, not a curated record. The transcript is spliced from 4 exons. Gene Ontology annotation, molecular function: ATP binding; DNA clamp loader activity; DNA binding. Gene Ontology annotation, biological process: DNA repair; DNA replication. Lineage: Eukaryota; Metazoa; Arthropoda; Insecta; Diptera; Culicidae. The coding region runs from base 254 to 3475 and encodes 1073 amino acids.